AUGUUCAGCACAAUUUUACUCGCUUUGGGAGUUGUGUUGGCUAUCUCAGCUUCGGGUAAGAAAAUUUACAAAUAUUCACUGAUUGAAUCACAAUGCUUGAUAAUGUUCCUUGCCAGAAUAUGCAGUUAUCUGAAAAGAUGUGGGAAGCUAUAUCUUUCAAGUUACAUAGGAUAAUGUAAUUGCUUGAUAAUGUAGCUAUUUUAAACACGUCGCAAUCCGAUUUCCAGAGAUUGUGACAGACAUUAAAAUCUCAUCUCUGAUUAUAAAUAUUUUGACUUUAUAAUUGGCUGAUUGAAUACAAAAGGUACUCUAUCCAGUUUUAGUUUCCAGGUCAGUGACCCCUACCGGAUUUCUAGUAAAACUGACGGAGACAAGAUAUGACACCAGUUGAACUGCUGGGAUAGCUGGACUGUAAAGGUUUGGCUUGGGAGGAAAUUAAUUUCCUGCACAAAAAUUCUUGCAAUUAUCGAAAUCUGCACAACAUUUUUCAAAUUGUAAAUAACCGCAAAUAAUUUUUGAAAAAUCUACACAAAAUGCUUUAAUUUGUGAACCAAGCAGAUUUCCGAUCUUGUUCUUUGACAAAAGCAUUUUCUGACGCAGGAUUGCCCGGUCUGCCAUACAUUUUCUGUGAAAAUAUUAGAGGCGUAGCCAGGGCUGCCCCCCCCCCCUGGCAAAAUUUUGCCCCCUGAUAAAAUGUAUUGUAUAAAAAAGGGAAUUCCUUGAUUAUAUAGCUUCAUGUUGAGACCCGUCGGAAAAUUGUCAAUGUUGUCGGAAUCUUCGUGGUGAAGCAUCGGAAAAAGUAAUACGGAAAUCGGGAAAAGUGCUAGGAAAGCAAUUCCCCCCCUGACCAAAAAUCCUGGCUACGCCUCUUGAAAAUAUCUGACAUUUCUGCGCAACUUUCCCAAGGAAAAACAUUUCCUGUGCAAAAUAAAACAUUUCAGUCUGGCUGCUGGAAGUGUGACAAGACAAUUUGCAACUAAUGAUCUACUGCAUAUCUUUUUUGUUUUGUUUUAGGAAGUGCUCUGAAAUGCAAUGUUUGUGCAUACUGGACAACACAGCCAAAAGAACAACAAAAAUGUCCUAAUACCACAGUCAAUUGUAUAACCGGUACUUCAUAUUGUUACACAGCAUCUGUUGCCGACCAAAAUGAUUAUUUUACAAGAGGCUGUGCCACCAACGCGACUUUGUGCCUCGAUCCUGAGAAAUUGUGUAACGUUGCAACAACAAAAUUGAAUCUGAAAUCCUGUGCUUUGGAAUGUUGUACUACCGAUAAUUGCAACAAUUAUACCCUCAGCAGUGCAACUGGUGCCCCCAGCCGUGCAACUGGUGCCCCCAGUAGCGCAACUGGUGCUCCCAGCAGUGCAACUAGUGUCAUGGUGAGCAAGUUUACUCUUUCCUUGAUGGUGAUUGUUGGCUUUAUUUGCUUGACUUGAUGUACUUUGCGUUCUGACUGUGUAGUUUUACUUAAAUUUACUUAAUUCAAUUGUUGUAAUUUGCCUUAAACGAACUUUAUUUAUACUGGAUAGUCUUAAUCAGCUUUAAUUAAACUGUUCUCCCCAGAGGACAGUGCUACUAAAACUCAACUAAGUUCAUUUAUACUGGAUAGCUCCUUAAACUGUUCUCCCUAUAGAAAAACCCUGCACCUCUUUAUUUAUCCCG
This is a messenger RNA of Paramuricea clavata, 1659 nucleotides long. Lineage: Eukaryota; Metazoa; Cnidaria; Anthozoa; Malacalcyonacea; Plexauridae. The record is from the annotation of a GenBank genome assembly.